This is a messenger RNA of Suillus paluster, 603 nucleotides long. RefSeq lists its product as uncharacterized. The record is from RefSeq and is a predicted model, not a curated record. The transcript is spliced from 2 exons. NCBI's taxonomy places the organism in Eukaryota, Fungi, Basidiomycota, Agaricomycetes, Boletales, Suillaceae. The coding region runs from base 1 to 603 and encodes 200 amino acids.
AUGGACACUGUGAUUGCAGCACUACAAGACUGCAACUUAAGUGCCUCUCAGUUCAUCAUAUCAAUUCUACAAAAUCAACAAUAUAAUGGACAUCAUCUUGUCGAAGACCUUCUUGUCCAUUGUAAUGAAAUCUUCGAUGCUUUCAUUGAACAUACUUCUCCUACAAGAGAGCAAUACAUCAGAGAGAUUAAAUUAAACUCAUCGGAAGAAGGGGGUUGGCACUUCGGACCAUCACACACAACUACACAACAGGUAGAGGACUUUAGCGUCAAGGAGAUGGACAGAGAAAUGCAGUCUUGCGCACCCGCGCUGUGGGAUUUACUUGGGCAUCUACUCGGGGCUGAUGAUUCACCUUCAUGUGAGGCAAAGGACACUGAUGGUGAUGUUCUCAUGGGAAAUAUGCUUGGGAACAGUUCUAGGAUAGUACACGAGGAAGAUGACAGCUAUUGGGAUGAUUUAGAUGAGAUAGAUCUUGAGGGUUUUAUCAAUGGGCUCACGUCAUGCACUACGCCGGAUGAUAGUAAUAAGCAAACCUUGCGGCACGCUGCAAUCAUUACAAUCGUAAGCAUCGCCCCUAUCUUUACAAUGAAUCUGAACAAAUAA